Molecule: messenger RNA, 4845 nt
Organism: Propithecus coquereli (Coquerel's sifaka)
Lineage: Eukaryota; Metazoa; Chordata; Mammalia; Primates; Indriidae
Gene: ABTB2
Product: ankyrin repeat and BTB (POZ) domain containing 2
Exons: 17
Coding region: 403-3480 (1025 amino acids)
Molecular function (GO): protein heterodimerization activity
Source: RefSeq, a predicted model, not a curated record
GCCGCCGGCCGGCGCAGCACAGAAGUUUGCUGAGCGCUUCCCAACCCUGCUGGUCCCGGACUCGCGCUGUGCCCCGCGCCUCCUCCUGCCGCCGCCGCCCUGUUCUCCCGGGAUUCCUUCUCUGUGCAGGACGGACGCUCUGCUGCGAGAAGUAGGGGUAGAUCGGGGAGAGUGCCGAGGAGGAGCGGCGGGGGGCGUUCCGGUGACAGCUUCGCGUCCGGACGCGGGGCGCGUGGGGCUUCCCGCGGCCGCUGGGCGGGCGAUGCGGCUGCCGAGUCUCGCGGCGCAGAGAGGAAGGAGGGCGUCCCGGAGAGCCUAGAGCUUGCUUCUGCCCGCCUGGGGAAGGGGGCAUGGAGUUGUGAGCGCCCCUCAUUCGACGAGGCCGCCCCCGGCAGGCUCCCCAUGGCCGGGACGUACAGCUCCACUCUGAAGACGCUGGAGGACUUGACCUUGGACUCCGGGUAUGGGGCCGGGGACUCGUGCCGCUCGCUCAGCCUCUCGUCCUCCAAGUCCAACUCGCAGGCGCUCAACUCUUCAGCGCAGCAGCACCGCGGGGCGGCCUGGUGGUGCUACUCAGGCUCCAUGAACAGCCGCCACAACAGCUGGGACACGGUGAACACAGUGCUGCCCGAGGACCCCGAAGUGGCCGACCUCUUCUCGCGCUGCCCGCGGCUCCCCGAGCUGGAGGAGUUCCCCUGGACCGAGGGAGACGUGGCCCGGGUGCUCCGCAAAGGCGCCGGCGGCCGGCGGCUGCCCCAGUUCUCCGCCGAGGCGGUGAGGCGCCUGGCUGGGCUGCUGCGCAGGGCGCUCAUCCGCGUGGCCCGCGAGGCGCAGCGCCUGAGCGUGCUGCACGCCAAGUGCACCCGCUUCGAGGUGCAGAGCGCCGUGCGCCUGGUGCACAGCUGGGCGCUGGCCGAGAGCUGCGCGCUGGCCGCGGUCAAGGCGCUGUCCCUGUACAGCAUGAGCGCCGGCGACGGGCUGCGCCGGGGCAAGUCGGCGCGCUGCGGCCUCACCUUCUCGGUGGGCCGCUUCUUCCGCUGGAUGGUGGACACCCGCAUCUCCGUGCGCAUCCACGAGUAUGCGGCCAUCUCGCUCACCGCCUGCAUGGAGAACCUGGUGGAGGAGAUCCGGGCCAGAGUGCUGGCCAGCCAGAGCCCUGACGGCGGAGGUGCCGGGGGCGGGGAGGUGUCCGCCGAGGCCCUGGAGAUGGUCAUCAACAAUGACGCCGAGCUCUGGGGCGUCCUGCAGCCCUAUGAGCAUCUCAUCUGCGGCAAAAACGCCAAUGGUGUCCUCUCUCUCCCUGCGUACUUCAGCCCCUACAAUGGCGGGUCCCUGGGCCACGACGAGAGAGCUGAUGCCUACGCCCAGCUGGAGCUCCGGACCCUGGAGCAGUCCCUCCUGGCCACCUGUGUGGGCAGCAUCUCGGAACUGAGUGACCUGGUCUCCCGCGCCAUGCACCACAUGCAGGGGCGCCACCCGCUGUGUCCGGGCUCCAGCCCUGCCCGCCAGGCCCGCCAGCCACCACAGCCCAUCACCUGGUCCCCCGACGCCCUGCACACGCUCUACUACUUCCUGCGGUGUCCACAGAUGGAGUCCAUGGAGAACCCCAACCUGGACCCCCCGAGAAUGACCCUGAACAAUGAACGGCCCUUCAUGCUGCUGCCGCCCCUGAUGGAGUGGAUGCGCGUGGCCAUCACCUACGCAGAGCACCGCCGCAGCCUCACCGUGGACAGCGGCGACAUCCGGCAGGCAGCCCGGCUGCUGCUGCCCGGUCUGGACUGCGAACCCCGGCAGCUCAAACCCGAGUGCUGUUUCAGUUCCUUCCGGAGGCUGGAUGCCCGAGCAGCUACUGAAAAAUUCAACCAGGAUCUGGGUUUCCGCAUGCUCAACUGCGGGAGGACGGACCUCAUCAACCAGGCCAUCGAGGCCCUAGGACCAGACGGGGUGAACACCAUGGAUGACCAGGGUAUGACGCCGCUGAUGUACGCCUGUGCUGCCGGCGAUGAAGCCAUGGUCCAGAUGUUGAUCGAUGCCGGGGCAAACUUGGACAUCCAGGUUCCAAGCAACUCUCCCAGGCACCCUUCCGUCCACCCCGACAGCCGGCACUGGACCUCACUGACAUUUGCUGUGCUGCACGGACACAUCUCUGUGGUCCAGUUGCUGUUGGACGCUGGCGCCCACGUGGAGGGCUCUGCAGUCAACAGCGGCGAGGACAGCUACGCGGAGACGCCCCUGCAGCUAGCCUCUGCGGCCGGGAACUACGAGCUGGUCAGCCUGCUGCUGAGCCGGGGCGCCGACCCCCUCCUCAGCAUGCUGGAAGCCAACGGCAUGGGCUCCUCCCUGCACGAGGACAUGAACUGCUUCAGCCACUCGGCUGCCCACGGCCACAGGAAUGUCCUGAGGAAGCUCCUGACGCAGCCGCAGCAGGCCAAAGCAGACGUGCUGUCCCUGGAAGAGAUCCUGGCCGAGGGCGUGGAGGAGAGCGACACGUCCAGCCAGGGCAGCAGCAGCGAGGGGCCCGUGCGGCUGAGCCGGACCCGCACGAAGGCCCUGCAGGAGGCCAUGUACUACAGCGCCGAGCACGGCUACGUGGACAUCACCAUGGAGCUGAGGACGCUGGGCGUGCCCUGGAAGCUGCACAUCUGGAUCGAGUCUCUGAGGACGUCCUUCUCACAGUCGCGGUACUCGGUGGUGCAGAGCCUCCUGCGGGAUUUCGGCUCCAUCAAGGAGGAGGAGUACAACGAGGAGCUGGUGACCGAGGGCCUGCAGCUCCUGUUCGACAUCCUCAAGACCAGCAAAAACGACUCUGUCGCCCAGCAGCUGGCUGCCAUCUUCACCCACUGCUACGGCACCAGCCCCAUCCCCAGCAUCCCAGAGAUCCGGAAGACCCUGCCAGCCAGGCUAGAUCCUCACUUUCUGAACAACAAGGAGAUGUCGGAUGUGACCUUCCUCGUGGAAGGAAAGCUGUUUUAUGCACAUAAAGUCCUGCUGGUGACGGCAUCUAACAGGUUCAAGACGCUGAUGACCAAUAAAUCAGAGCAAGAUGGGGACAGCAGCAAGACCAUUGAGAUCAGCGACAUGAAGUACCACAUUUUUCAGCUGAUGAUGCAGUACCUGUACUACGGAGGAACGGAGUCCAUGCACAUCCCCACCGCCGACAUCCUGGAGCUGCUGUCGGCUGCCAGCCUGUUCCAGCUGGACGCCCUGCAGAGGCACUGCGAGAUCCUGUGCUCCCAGACCCUCAGCGUGGAGAGCGCCGUGAACACCUACAAAUACGCCAAGAUCCACAAUGCCCCCGAACUGGCCCUGUUCUGUGAGGGCUUCUUCCUCAAGCACAUGAAGGCCCUGCUGGAGCAGGACUCCUUCCGGCAGCUCAUCUACAGCCGCAGCAGCAAAGUACAGGGCCUGGACCCGCUGCAGGACCUGCAGAGCACCCUGGCCGAGCGCGUGCACUCUGUCUACAUCACCUCCCGGGUGUGAGGGCGCCUGAGGGGGUGGGAAAGGCUGCCAAGACAGGAGCAGUGCUGCCAGGGCCUGUGGACACGUGAGGGCCCUGCCAGGUGGUUGUAGGCCCUCUCGGAGCCAGGCUCGCGGGGCCUCAGUUUCCCUUUCCUUCCCCAGCUACCCGUUCUGGUGUUGAUCGGUCCUCGGGUAGGCAGUUGAGCCCUGAGCCCACCUGUCUCAAGGCAGCCCACCCGCAACUCCUCUGCCCCAGAGCUAACAGCUUGCUCAACCACUGACGAGCAGAGGAGGAAUGUGGCCAAAAGGUGGUCCUUCUCUCCACCCCACAGUUUGCAGCUUGAGGGCCCUGAGCACUCACCUGUGCACCCUGUCCCCUCCUGCAGGCCAGCAGCCGGUCCUGUCCCACCUCUGCUCCAGUGCUCUGACCAGGCCCUAGGGCCUCAGGAAGCUCAGACUGUGCCAACUGGGCUCCGGGGGCAGGAGGAUCUUGAUGGAUGCAUAGAACGUACACAUAGGCCAUUUCUUUCAAAAGCUGGUAUUUCUCUUCCUAAAUGCCACAUUGAAAAGGCUGCCCAAACCCCUGGACUUAUUCCACAAGGCUUUGAAAGGCUUAAUAUGGACCUCCAGGGGCCUGGGGAUCCCCACACAGAGGGCCACUUUGAUUCCCCAUUUUCUUUGGUGUCUGGGCCUACAGAGGCCCUCCCGUUGGGACUACCAACUUGCUCAGGUAGAGGGCAGUUCCCCAGCUGACGGCUUCUGAGGGAAGCAUGGGGGUGCAAGGGGCACAAUGCAGGAGCCUAGUGGCCUCAGCUCAUUUUGCUGCUGUUUUGGGGGCCAAAGUAAAGCGGUUGAAACCCCAAGCCUGUACUUAGGUUGCCUCUGUGGGCUCAGGAAGUGGAGCCUAAACAUCCUUCCUGGCAAGUUCCCUUUACCUGAGGACUGGAGAGCGGGGCAGACACUUCUCCAUGGGGGACAACGGACAGGGCUUCAGUGGAAGCGAAGGGCUGGGAGAAGAGGCUCUCCUCUCUGUGGGCUCUGGGCACUCUCCGACGCCCGUCAUAUUUAUGGGCCAGACACUGGGGGAGCAUGGAGGUUGGCUUGCUCUAGGUGUAGCUGCUUCAGCUGUCUGGCCACACCUUAGAAACUAUUUAUUCACCAAAGCCCCUGGGGCAUUCAGGAGGUAUCACCUGGGCCACCUUGAAAAGCCCCCGGGGGCUUGCAAUCUUGGAAAAUAUUUUUGACUAGCUGCUUGAGCUGGAAUGUAUAAAGGAAUAGGCGUUAUUUUAUUGCUGUAAUAUUGUAUGAUACUUUAACUGUACAUUAAUGUUGUCACUUAUUGUAAAUGUUCCAUGGUUUUAUUAACAAUAAACAAACACCCAUUAA